Molecule: messenger RNA, 1701 nt
Organism: Salvia miltiorrhiza (redroot sage)
Lineage: Eukaryota; Viridiplantae; Streptophyta; Magnoliopsida; Lamiales; Lamiaceae
Exons: 6
Coding region: 1-1701 (566 amino acids)
Biological process (GO): proteolysis
Molecular function (GO): cysteine-type peptidase activity
Source: RefSeq, a predicted model, not a curated record
AUGCUGCCAACAACGCGAAAAACACCUAUUUCAUUUCGACCUGCUAGUCGCAUCAAUAUAUUUGAUGUUACCCCUGUCAAAUCCACAGGUUAUAACAAGAAGUAUCCAAACACUAAUGUCAAAUAUUCUGAACCAGUAACCGUAAGGAAUGAAUGCAUUGUUGUUGACGAUGAUAAUGGUGGAGAGCUUGUAAGCAAAGCUAAUUCCAUCGGUUGUCCAUCUCAGAUAACUAGAUCAAAAGUUUUAUCUUUGAAUACAAGGACAACACUAGCAUCAUUCCACGAUUCUUUGUUGAAACUUAAUGCUGCCCAACAAGAUGCAAUUCGAGAUACUGGUUUUGGUUAUCUAUUGGAUUUAACAGUGAAGGAGCUUCCUGGCAGACUUGCAUAUUGGGCACUGAAAAGUUUCAACCCAAAAACAUGUGAACUAGAAAUCAGUUCUAACUUUAGAUUGAAGGUUACAGUAGAUGAUGUUUAUCGUGUAUUUGGUUUACCGAAAGGAGUUCAAAGGAUCAAAAGAUUUGAUCGCCAAAUGAACCAUGCGCUAUUUGAUGAGUGGUUUUCCUUGUUUGGUGUUGGGAAUCGCGAUAAAAUCAAGAUUGGGCUUGUACUUAAUGAAAUGGUCCGUUGUAAGAAUGGAGGAACUUGGUUUAAGAGACACUUCAUGAUUGCAAUGUGCUUCUCACUAUUUGAAAGCUUUUCUAAUGUAACAGUUCACCCGCACAUAUUGUAUACUCUGUUUGACGUCGAUAAUCUCGACAAGUGGGAUUGGGCUGAAUAUAUGCUAAGAAGUUUGGUUGAGAAUAGAGACACAUGGAAUGGCGACGAAUCAAAGAUGUAUAUAGGUCCAUCUUUAUUUCUGGUGCUUUUUUAUGUUGAUCGUAUCAACAUCAGUGGAGCAAUCACUAAGAGAGUAUUCCCCGUUUUGUUGAACUGGUCGAGCAAUGAUCUACGCGAACGCCAGCGAAUAGAAAUGAAACGACAAAGAUUUGGUAUAGGCAGAUUGCGUGAACCAUUGAAAUUGCCGUCUAGGUAUGGUUCAGAUAAUAAGCACCAACCGAAAUCUCAAGCAAGGAUAUGUGUGGUUAAUGAAAAUUUAAUUGAUUACAAUGAACGGAGUGCUAUAUUCAAUUUUGCAAUGAACCAUGAGUUAUGCAAGUAUAAGAGGAGGCCGCUUCAACUUAUAGAUAUGUUUUUCAUACCAGUUACAGUGGGGAAUAAGUAUUUUGCUGUUUGUAUUGAUAUGCGAAGGGAAAGGAUGUUCGUUCUAGACAGUAUGGUUAAUUUGGAUGAAUCUGCCAAUAUGCCAAAGUAUGAAGUUGUAUGCAACUUAAUUCGUAAAUUGUUUGUUGAUUACAUGCAUCACGUGGGAGAUGAGCAGAAAGCGAAAAAGGUGUUUAGACUUAAAAUUCACGUGGCUAAGUUGAAGUGGGCAGAUCAUUUGAAUAAGGAAGACACCGGAGUGUACAUGAUGCGUCAUCUAGAAACUUUCAUGGGUGAUUGUUCUGCUAGUUGGAAGUGUAUGUCGGUAGUAUCACAACUGAGGCAAAUCCGCGUCCUUCGCGUUCACUAUUGUGCUAGACUGAUUCUAUGGGAACAUAACGAAAAGAGGAUACUAGUGACAAAUGAGGCACAGCAAAAUUACGCUAAGAUUAGCAAAGAUCCAACCUUCAACUCCAACAUGAUAUUAAUUGGUUCUUAA